GCACUGACCGUACACGUGGAUCUAAGGUGAUCGAGCGGCGUCUGCCGUCAGUCAUGGCAUCGGUGUCCGUCAAACUCUCCCUGGUCUUGCUUCUGGCGACGCUGCUGGUGAUGCAAGAGGCCUACUGCCAGAUCACGUUCUCAAAAAACUGGCAGCCGGGCAAGCGCUCCGAGAUGUGCUCUCAGAAGGAGGCCCAAGCCAUCAUCAAGCUACGGCAUUUCCUGCUGGAGGAGGCCAAACACCUCGAAGAAUGCCGCCUUUUUUACGGGAACGAAGGUGGCAAUGAAGACUAAGAGAAUGCUGUUGUGCCACGUUUAUUCACAUUCAUCACUGAAGUAUCCUCAGAUCUCACGCCUGUAUUUGAGGUGUAAAAAUAAAUACA
Molecule: messenger RNA, 382 nt
Organism: Dermacentor silvarum
Lineage: Eukaryota; Metazoa; Arthropoda; Arachnida; Ixodida; Ixodidae
Exons: 3
Coding region: 54-293 (79 amino acids)
Molecular function (GO): hormone activity
Source: RefSeq, a predicted model, not a curated record